This is a messenger RNA of Cucurbita maxima (winter squash), 1212 nucleotides long. RefSeq lists its product as uncharacterized. The coding region runs from base 175 to 831 and encodes 218 amino acids. The record is from RefSeq and is a predicted model, not a curated record. Lineage: Eukaryota; Viridiplantae; Streptophyta; Magnoliopsida; Cucurbitales; Cucurbitaceae. The transcript has 3 exons.
UACAAGCGUCCCGAGUCCCUCACCAGUCGCCCUUUGGCCCUCCCCAAAUCCCAAUCCUCCCCCAAUCCUCCCCCAAUCCUCUCAAAAUCUUCAUCUUCACUGUGAGAAGGAAUCCGCCAUUUCCGCCGGAAUCAGAGCCUUCACUCACCGGAGAAGAAGAUUAAUCCCUCCGUUAUGGCUAAGAAGAGGAAAUCUAUUGCUACCAGCCUCGACGAGGUAGAUCGGACCAUGUACACCUCUUUUUGCAGCGGGGCCAACUCUCUCUCGCAGCUUUACACCCAGGCUAUGAACCACCAGAAGCUUUCUUUUCAAGCCGGAGAACGUCAUGCCAUGGAAAAGCUUUAUCAAUGGAUGUUUAGACAACAAGAAGGUGGAUCUAGAGUGACAACAGCUGAUGUACUCAAUUACAUACGGAACGAGUUGGAUUAUUGUGGGGAGGAACCGUCAAUGUCCCCUAGAGCAGCAGCAGUCCACCAACAUCAACAUGCUCAACCAACAAUGCAGUUCACAAACUCAAGCUUUCCAGGUUCAGGUCUUUCUGCACAAGCAACCACUGGACAAGGAAGUCGAACCGAGCACUCUGAUAAUCAUUCCAAAAGCUCAGUCUUCUCAAAUGCUCUAUCAAGCCCCAUUCGUCAGAGUUUGCAGCAGUAUCACAUUGCUCGGGAAGCUCACUACCCAAACAGUGGGACGUCGGGAGGAAACGGAGCCACUCGAAACAAUGAACCCAACUUCCUUCAGCAUCAGAAUGCUGACCCUAAUUCAGUCAGCUCUAACGACUCAUCGAUGGACAUGCAUGCCGAUAGUCCCGCACAUGAUUCACAUUACUGAUCUCGGGGAUCGCCAAUUGGUGCUAAAGCUUUAUUAGCCAGGUGAGAACAAGCAUAAGUUCCUGGCUACCAAUGGCCUUUACUUUCUUUGUUGGAAAUUUCUCUAGGGCUUUUAUCUUGUAAAGGGUUUCUUUUAUAACAGAACCUCAGGGAAAAAAAAAAAAAGAAAAAAAAAAAAAGAACUGGAAGUUGCUAAUACCUUUGUUUCUCGUCAUUUAUUAUGGUGUUUCAAACAGUGCUGCUUUGUUUCCCCCCUUUAUUAUUUAGAACUCAAUACUAUCUUAAUGUAGAUUGGGUAAGUUUGUGGAUCUGGUGAAUGAGAAAUUAUAGGAUAUGGCUUUUUAAGUUGGGUUCGUUAGUUAGAUAACGGUGAACAUUCGAA